Messenger RNA from Volvox carteri f. nagariensis, 798 nucleotides. RefSeq lists its product as uncharacterized. The record is from RefSeq and is a predicted model, not a curated record. Lineage: Eukaryota; Viridiplantae; Chlorophyta; Chlorophyceae; Chlamydomonadales; Volvocaceae. Bases 1 to 798 code for a protein of 265 amino acids. The transcript has 6 exons.
AUGACCAUGCGGGUAAUGAGGGGCAACAAGCAGAAACGCUCUACUUACCUGCUGUGUGGCAUGUACGUCAAUGCCGUACAGGCCUACGACGUGUUGAGCGACGCGGAACAGCGUGCCGAGUACGAUGAGGCGCUUCAACAGGCCCAGCGGCGGCGCUCCGGCCGUACCGCCGGCAGCAGCGGCAGCAGCAGCAGGGUGGUGAUCAUCCAAGACGACCCGUGGGGGUUCGGGGGGGCCACGGUGGAGGUGGUCAUGGAGGGUUUUGAUAGCGACGACGACGACGACGAUGAUGAUGACGAUGGAUUCCUUAAUGAGUUGGAUUACUUGACAUGGGCCGCGACACCUGGCAACCUGAAAUCCAGCUUCCAAUCUAGCUGGCAGGCUAAUGCACGGAAACAAAAACGCCGAGUACGACAGCAGCAGCAACAGCAACAACGAGCGGCCAUGCAGGCCCAGCUUUCCAUGGAAGAUAAGGUUGUGUUGAUGCAGGAGAUGCCCCCUCAAGCCCGUGCCGCAGCUCAGCAGGUGUUCGGAAGCCGACUACAGGGGCUCAACAACCUGGAGGAAUUGGCGGAGGUGAUGGAAGCCGUGAUGGAGAUGAACGCCAUGGGUAUCGAGUUUGAGUAUAUCAACGAGGGAGGAGGGGGACGAUCUUCGACCCGUGGGUCACGCAGGCAGGGCGGUCGUAGCAAUAGCCGCGGCAGCGGGAGUGGUGCCUCUGCUGGAAGGGAUACGAAUGCACGACGAGGGGGUAGCCGAGGCGGCACCAGUACGGGUUCCGGCAAGCGCCGGAUGUGA